This is a messenger RNA of Doryrhamphus excisus (bluestripe pipefish), 3368 nucleotides long. It is a transcript of the gene inpp1, whose product is annotated as inositol polyphosphate-1-phosphatase. NCBI's taxonomy places the organism in Eukaryota, Metazoa, Chordata, Actinopteri, Syngnathiformes, Syngnathidae. Gene Ontology annotation, molecular function: inositol-1,4-bisphosphate 1-phosphatase activity. The record is from RefSeq and is a predicted model, not a curated record. Gene Ontology annotation, biological process: phosphatidylinositol phosphate biosynthetic process.
CUCUGGCAUGCCCAUUGGUGUGAAUAGAAAUAGUUUUUUUAAACGUCAUCGUGUGAAUGGAGAUUUUUUGUUGUGCGGCAAAUGCGUGUUGUAAAUAUGUUCGUGUGGCCAUGAACUUAGUAAUUUACCUAUUAUUAAUUCAUUUAUUCAUUUUCUGCACGAGAGAAGCUCAAAUGGUGGGAUUGCACUCGAACGCACCGCGUGUCUACGCGUCCUGUUGGUUCCUCCUCCCCGCUUGCUAGCGACUCUUUUCCGGGUUGUCUUGUCGGAACGAGCCACCGCCUACCUUCCUUCCUUCCUCUUAAAAACUGGCUCUGACGUCAAGAAAGUGGAGCAGAGGAGCAUUAAAACCUGUGUCAGUUAUGCAAAUCUAAACGUCUGCCGCCACUCGCAUCAAAUUAACAACGAUUUAGCCAGUGAGGCACGGCCAGGAAAAGACACUUUGACCCGGGAAGACAAGGCGACAAGACAAGAUUAAGAGAUGGCUGACCUGCUGAAGCUUCUGCUGCGGGUGUCGGAGAAAGCCGCCAACGUUGCUCGCGUCUGCAGACAGGAAGCUCCCCUCUUUCAGCUCCUGGUACAAGAAAAGACAGGAGAGGAUAAGAAUAAGAAGUUUGUGCAGGACUUCAAGACGCUGGCAGAUGUUGUGAUCCAGGAGGUGAUCCGCAAUGAUGUCGGCGCUCAGUUCCCUGAGAUGGUCGACUUCAUUCACGGAGAAGAAUCCAACAAGUUUGAAAAUGGACUUGGCGAGUGUGUGACUGUGACGGUACGCAGCACUGAAGAGGAGACCGCCGCGCUUCUUGCCACGGUACUCGACGGCGACCUGACAGCAGCGGCGCUCUUAGCACGAGCCAUUCACCAAGACCCGGCCACCAUUAACGCCAGUACUGACGGACUAACAGUGCCGCUCGACCCCUCUGAGCUCGGCAUCUGGAUUGACCCGAUCGACGCCACCAGUCAGUACAUAGAGGGCCGAGAGGAAGUGGUGCAAGAGGGUCGUAUGUCACCUUCGGGUCUGCAUUGUGCUCUGGUCCUCAUCGGGGUUUACCUGCGCGUCACCGGCGAGCCCGUCAUGGGCAUCAUCAACCAGCCAUUCAACCACAGAGACCCGGCAAGUGGAAGCUGGCAGGGGAAGAUCUUCUGGGGCGUUUCGUGCCGAGACCUAAACGUGUGCUCCGUGUCCCGGCCCAAAGCUUCACCGACAAGUCAACCGUUAUCGGUGGUGCUGAGCUCCAGCGAGAAGCAAGCGGUGAAAGAGACUCUGGCCUCGUUGUGCGGUCCGGAAAAGCUCAAGUACGCGUCCGGGGCCGGCUACAAAAUCCUGUGCGUCAUCCAAGGCCUGGCUGACGCUUACGUCCUCUCAGAAGGGAGCACCUUUAAGUGGGACUCCUGCGCCCCUCACGCGCUGCUCCGAGCCCUCGGAGGUGGUGUGGUGGACCUGACGAAAAGUUUAGAAUCCGGUUGUGAGGCAAAGGCGGAACUGACCUAUCAUGAGCCUUACAGCGAGGGUAAAGGCGCCGACCGCUGGGCUAACUACGGAGGCCUGGUGGCGUAUGGAGACAGUUCCCAGCUGAGCGUCAUCAUCGGGGCUCUGAAAGGAAAGUUGUGAUUCGUUUUCUGUAUUGAAAGGAAAAACGGUAUUUUAACGGGGAAAUAUGUUAUUUUUAAACAAAGUGUAUAUCAGGGGUGGGCAAACUACGGCCCGGGGGCCACAUCCGGCCCGCCAAAUGUUUGAAUACGGCCCGCCCAAUCUUUCCAAAGUAUUUCAUUUAAACUCAACAUACAACCUGGCAUCAUGGCCUGAGCCAACCUUUUGAUGGUUGUAUCAAUUUCGUUGUUUGACAUGGUCUGUUGUUUACAAAGUGCUCCUGAAAAAAGGGACACAAGCACAUAAUAAUAAUAAUUAUAAUAAUAAUAAUAAUAAUUAUUAUUAUUAGAUUAUUAUAAUUCUUAUUAGAACUAUUAUGAUUCUUAUAAUUAUUAUAUUAAUGCUAAUUAUUAUAUUAAUUAUAUAUAAUAAUAUUGUUAUAUUUGCAUAUUUUACAUAAUAAUAAUAUAAUAAUUAUUAUUUUAAUUUUAUUGUAAUUAUUAUAAUAUUUUAUUAUUUUUAAAAUAUUUAAAUAUAAAUAUAAAAUAAUAAAUAAUAAUAGCAGAUUGCAUGACAAUUUUACAGAUACAAUAAUACCAGGUGGACUGUUACGUGUAUAUAGUCUGCCCCCGCCCCCCCCCCGUAAAUUUUGUCAUAUCAAUGCGGCCCGCGAGUCAAAAAGUUUGCCCACCCCUGGUGUAUAUGUAACAACAUAUGGGCCAAAUAAUGAUAUGAAGUGCCAUGAAACCUACGUCUUGUUGUUAGAAGAGCUCUGAGUCUUGUAAGAUUAUCCCGUCUAUCUGUAACAUAUACAUUCAACAUCAUCAUGUAAACAGCUUAAAGACUCGAGUCUAGAAUGAUAAACACUAGUCGGGUACGGCGACUCGGGCUAUGGAAAGUAUUAUUUCAUUGUUGAAGUGACCUGUAAGAGGCUAUAAAUAUGCCAAGCGGACGGAGAGGUGUGCAGCCAUCUGCACCUCUCUGAAACAUCUCCUUGUAAGGAGCACAGCCAAUCACAUAUGCACUGACCUCCUGCCUUUAAAAAAAAAAAAAAAAAAAAAAGAGCCCCGAUGGAUAAAGUAUGAGUCGCAAAAACGGCUCUUUGACAGUAAAAUGAAAUAUUAAGCACAUUGCAAUUUUCUAUGUAAUUUCUUUCUAGUGUCACUUUAUGUUGUCGAUAUAUGCAUUUUUUUUUUUUUUUUUUUUAGAAGAGCUGGGUGAAAUAUUAACGUAUACAAACCAGAGCAAAACAUAUUGCAUUGAAGAAAUUAUCUUUACUUUGAAAACCAGAGAAAGCAGGGGAAACUAACAGUGAUAUUUUAAAACUGCCUGCCUGCCAGGGAACAACCCCCCCCCCCCCCCCUGAUGAUUGUCAGAUAAAUCUUUUAAUUACAAUAUUUCUGCAUAUUGUGUUCAAAAAAUAAAACAAACAAAAAAAAAACAUUGGCUCUUGUGUUAUCUUCUUGAACUUUAAACAGCACCUACGCCAUCCUGGAAUCUAACAUUACCGAGUCCAAGUCUUGAGUUUAACUUUCGGUCUAAUUCUUCAUAGAAAUGACAUAACCAAGGAUGGGAGAAGAAUUGCACGCUAUUAAUAAAACAAAAUCAAAGCUUAAACUUAACUGUGCUACUUCAUGAGCAAAAAAAAAAUAAAUUCCAGAUAAAUGUUCUUUCAGUUGUUCGAGUGCCACCGAGGAUGGGAGGUUCAAGCGGUUCUGGCGUGGCUCGUCUGAUCUGACGCCGCAAAACGAAUGAACCGUUUUGACGCAAAGAGAUAAAC